UUCGCAGCUUUGGCUAUGGAGAUUGGAACAAGUAGUCGAAAAUCUCUCCAUCUUCAUGAAGAAAUAAUCGAGGAAGAAAUACUGCCAAGACUGCCGGUGAAAUCACUGUUGAGAUUCAGGUGCGUUUCGAAAUCAUGGGGCUCUUUAAUUGGCAGCAAAAGAUUCAUUAAAAAACACCACCAAAAUUCGAAGAACAACCCUUCUUUCCCCCAACAAAGUAUCAUUAUAUAUACGUAUUUGCAUGAAUGGCCUCACCAAUGUUCUCUGCUAUCGGCUUUGAGCGGACCAACAAAUACUAUCCCUUCAUCUCCUUUAGCUGAUCCAACGAAUACUACAGUGACGUCAUUUAAAAUUGAGGGGUGCUGUCAUGGGCUGCUGUGCAUUCUCGAGGAAGUGGACGAGGAACAAAUUCAAUUUCAUUUGUUGAACCCAUCAACUAGAAUCUCCAAGAAACUGCCAGAAAUUUCUAAUUCGGGCUUUGUUUAUAAUUUUGGAUUCGGUUGGGUUGAAUCGAGUGAUGAGUACAAGGUGUUUGUGAGUCUGGUUGAUCGUAGGAAUAACUUCAGGGGUUGCAAAGUUUAUAGUUCAAAGACAAAAUCAUGGAACACAAUUGAGCUCUGCGCGGGUGUAGUUUUAUGUAGGUCAAUGAGGGUGUUUGCAGGUGGGAAGCUUUACUGGAAGAACGAAGAUGAAACAUUUAUUACUUUCAUGGACUUGAAGAGUGAGGUGUUUGGAAUGAUUGAGCUUCCCUUUGAUCACGAGGAGGGUGUGCUUGGUGGUUUCCUUUGUGUGCUAUGUUAUGUGAACUUUCCUAAUAAAAGAGGAUUUCGAGUUUGGGUUAUGCAGGAGUCUUGGGAGAAAGUGAUGACGCUUGAUCAACUUCUUGAGCUUCUUCAACCAGUACCAUUGGUGGUGGGUCUAAAGGGAGAGAUUUUGGUAAAUUGUGGAUCCUUUGUGAUGGUUUACGAUCGUCGGGAUAAUGUGUUUCGCGACCUCAAGUAUUGUGAAGGUUCCUGUUGUCUUGGGUUCUACACAGGGGCAGAUCCAGGAAUUUUGUUGGGGGGCCCGGAAAUUUUUUUUGGGAUAUAA
Messenger RNA from Salvia miltiorrhiza (redroot sage), 1089 nucleotides. Its product is annotated as F-box/kelch-repeat protein At3g23880-like. The transcript has a single exon. The record is from RefSeq and is a predicted model, not a curated record. The coding region runs from base 16 to 1089 and encodes 357 amino acids. Gene Ontology annotation, molecular function: protein binding. Lineage: Eukaryota; Viridiplantae; Streptophyta; Magnoliopsida; Lamiales; Lamiaceae.